CCUACGAUUACUCGAUCAGGGUUUUAGGGACACAGGACACUGCAAUGUGCCGGGUUUUGCCUUGCAGUUCAUCGUGCUUGGUUUUCUUCGGAGUCUGGGUCGAUGGAAUCUGAUCUACGUUCGCUUCGAAUAACUUCUAUCGAAAAUGAAGAAGAAGACGAAGAAAGAGAUGAUUUUGGCAAGGAGGGAGAGCAGGAAGACGACGAUGACGAUGAGGAGGAAGAAGAUGAGGUUGAGGUAACCCUAGGCUUUGCUGAGAAGCCCAAGAACCCGCGUCUGCUUCUCCGUCAUCUUUUUCCCAGCAAGGCCGGAGGCUUUCCCGCGUGGUUGGACCCUGUGGAUCUUCCUGCCGAGAAAUCUUUUACCUGUGGGUUCUGCAGGGAGCCGCUUCAAUUCCUUCUUCAGAUUUAUGCACCAAUUUCUGAUAAGGAAUAUACUUUCCAUCGGAUGCUUUACGUGUUUAUGUGCCCUUCGAUGUCGUGUCUUUUGAGGGACCAACACGAACAAUGGAAGCGCACUGUAGAAAAUCCCUGUCGAAGCGUGAAGAUUUUCCGUUGUCAGUUGCCUAGAUCAAAUCCGUUCUACUCAAGUGAACCUCCUAAGCGUAAUGGCACCGAUAUACCAACCAUUAAUGGAGCUCCAUUGUGUUGUUGGUGUGGGUCCUGGAAAGGGGACAAAGUCUGCGGUAGUUGCAAAAGUGCUCGUUACUGCUCUGCGAAACACCAGUCUUUGCAUUGGCGGUUAGGGCAUAAAAUUGAGUGCUCCAAGAUACUGAAUCUGUCAGAAACUUCUGCAUCUUGCAUUGUUAAUGGUAAAGCAAAAGUAAGAGCAACAGAGAAAUAUGCCAGCAAUAGCUUAUGGCCUGAAUAUGAGAUCAUAAUAGAGGAGGAAUGCACAUUUGAUUCAGAAAUUCCUGAAGAUAAUAGAUCUAUCACCUCUUUGGCAUUUACAAGUAACAGAAUAGAUGAAACAUAUCAAUUAUUGUCAGACAAAUUUGAGGCUGACACAGAUAAAAAGGUUUGGGCAUCAUUUCAAGAACGCAUUGCUAAAGCACCCGAGCAAGUGUUGAGAUAUUGUCAGGAUCCCGCUGCCAAACCGCUUUGGCCUUUGACAAUUGGUCGCCCAUCUAAAGCAGAUAUUCCCAGAUGCAACUACUGUAAAGGCCCUCUUUGCUAUGAAUUUCAGAUUAUGCCUCAGUUGCUUUUCUAUUUCGGUGUAAAGAAUGAUCCCGACUCCCUUGAUUGGGGAACCAUUGUUGCGUACACAUGUUUUGCUUCUUGUGAUGCUAGCAUAAGCUACAAGGAGGAAUUUGCAUGGGUUCAGCUAUAUCCUACAGCAACAGUAGCUUGAUUCAUUAGGGGUUAAUCCAGUUUCUCCUGUGCUACUGCGACCUAACGUGGAUAUCACAGACAGCAAUCCAAUCCAUUUUAACGAACAUCUUUGGCUGCAUCUGAGCGUGUGAGCCACUUAGGGACAGUUUUGUUAAAUGUUAUAUAGAUAGAAUAUUAUUUAUUGUUCCAUUAUUUAAGCUAUGAUGCACUGUUCUUUUUGCAAUAUUAUUUUAUUCAAAUAAUACUGUGUUGUGUAAAACUAUGAAUU
This is a messenger RNA of Dendrobium catenatum, 1599 nucleotides long. Its product is annotated as programmed cell death protein 2. NCBI's taxonomy places the organism in Eukaryota, Viridiplantae, Streptophyta, Magnoliopsida, Asparagales, Orchidaceae. Gene Ontology annotation, cellular component: cytoplasm. The record is from RefSeq and is a predicted model, not a curated record. The transcript is spliced from 11 exons. Bases 103 to 1350 code for a protein of 415 amino acids.